CUACUUACUAAUACUACCACUACUUAUACCCGCGUCUUCUUCAUCACUCUUAAAACAAAAUCUUAAUUAAUUAAACACUAAUCUUUCGCCAUUAAUCUCAUUAAAUCCGACAAGAAAAUGCAAUCGCAAUGCGUAUACGCUUGAGCAAACAAAAAAAAAAAAAAGUGAAAUCUGUGUAGGUUUGUGAGAUAAUGCAGUAACACAAAGCGGUGAAGCAACACCAGAUUUUAGUAAGAGCAACAACGGAAUCGAAUCAGCAUCGAUCGAUCUCUCAAAGGAAGCAAAUAAUGGUUAAAGGAGGAAGGAAGAUGAAGAUGAUGUUACUACUUGUUCUUCAGAUAGUGGUGGCGGUUACGGCGGCAAAUGUAACGUACGACCACCGUGCUUUAGUAAUCGACGGGAAACGGAAAAUUCUAAUCUCUGGCUCUAUUCAUUAUCCUCGGAGUACUCCUGAGAUGUGGCCAGACCUGAUACAGAAAUCUAAAGACGGUGGUUUAGAUGUUAUCGAGACGUACGUGUUCUGGAGUGGUCACGAACCGGAGAAAAACAAGUAUAAUUUUGAAGGAAGAUACGAUUUAGUGAAAUUUGUCAAGUUAGCUGCUAAAGCUGGUCUCUAUGUUCAUCUACGAAUUGGUCCUUACGUCUGUGCUGAAUGGAAUUACGGUGGUUUCCCAGUGUGGCUGCAUUUUGUACCUGGGAUUAAGUUUCGAACUGACAAUGAGCCGUUUAAGGCGGAAAUGCAGAGAUUUACCACCAAGAUUGUUGAUUUGAUGAAGCAAGAAAAGCUUUAUGCAUCACAAGGAGGUCCAAUCAUUCUCUCUCAGAUUGAGAAUGAAUACGGGAAUAUUGAUUCAGCGUAUGGUGCCGCGGCGAAAAGUUAUAUCAAAUGGUCUGCUUCUAUGGCUCUUUCACUAGAUACUGGAGUACCGUGGAACAUGUGUCAGCAAGCAGAUGCUCCUGAUACCAUGAUCAACACAUGCAAUGGUUUCUACUGUGACCAGUUUACUCCUAACUCAAAAAAUAAACCCAAGAUGUGGACAGAGAACUGGAGUGGAUGGUUCCUUGGUUUUGGAGAUCCUUCGCCUUACAGGCCAGUUGAAGAUCUUGCAUUCGCAGUUGCACGGUUUUACCAACGAGGAGGAACUUUCCAAAACUAUUACAUGUAUCACGGUGGAACAAACUUUGAUAGAACAAGUGGAGGACCCUUGAUCUCUACUAGUUAUGACUAUGAUGCUCCAAUUGAUGAGUAUGGACUUCUUAGACAAUCAAAAUGGGGACACUUGCGAGAUCUACACAAGGCUAUCAAGCUUUGUGAAGAUUCAUUGAUUGCCACAGAACCUACAAUUACAUCUUUGGGUUCAAAUUUGGAGGCUGCUGUAUAUAAAACAUCUGGAUCAUGUUCUGCUUUUCUUGCAAAUGUUGGCACAAAAUCUGAUGCAACUGUGACUUUCAAUGGACAAUCAUAUCACUUGCCUGCAUGGUCCGUAAGCAUCUUGCCGGAUUGCAAAAAUGUAGCUUUCAACACCGCAAAGAUCAAUUCUGCAACUGUGUCUACCGCGUUUGCUCGUCAAUCAUUGAAGCCUGAUGGUGGUUCAUCUGCGGAGUUAUGUUCACAAUGGAGUUACAUUAAAGAACCUAUUGGUAUUUCAAAGACUGAUGCAUUCUUGAAACCUGGAUUGCUAGAGCAGAUCAACACAACAGCUGACAAAAGCGAUUACUUGUGGUACUCGCUAAGGAUGGAUAUUAAAGGCGAUGAGACUUUCCUUGAUGAAGGAUCUAAAGCCGUUCUUCACAUUGAAUCUAUUGGUCAAGUGGUCUAUGCUUUUAUAAAUGGAAAACUUGCAGGAAGUGGACAUGGCAAACAAAAGAUUACUUUAGAUAUCCCGGUUGAUCUUGUAUCCGGGAAGAACACAAUUGAUCUCCUUAGUGUGACCGUAGGGCUUGCGAACUAUGGAGCUUUCUUUGACUUAGUGGGAGCAGGUGUAACCGGACCUGUGACACUUAAAAGCGCAAAAAGUGGUAGCUCAGUAGAUUUGGCUUCACAGCAAUGGACUUAUCAGGUUGGACUCAAAGGGGAAGACACAGGUUUGGCAACUGGAGAUUCUCCUGAAUGGGUUUCAAAGACUCCUUUGCCCACUAAACAGCCACUAGUUUGGUACAAAACAACAUUUGAUGCUCCUUCUGGAAGCGAGCCAGUAGCGAUAGACUUCACGGGUACAGGAAAGGGUAUUGCGUGGGUGAAUGGACAGAGCAUAGGUAGGUACUGGCCAACCAGUAUCGCAGGAAACAACGGUUGCACAGAUUCAUGUGACUACAGAGGAUCUUACCGUGCAAACAAAUGCCUCAAGAACUGCGGAAAACCUUCACAGACGUUGUAUCACGUUCCUCGCUCGUGGCUAAAACCGAGCGGGAACACACUUGUUCUCUUGGAAGAGAUGGGAGGAGAUCCAACACAAAUAUCAUUCACGACAAAACAAACAGGAAGCAGUCUGUGUCUGAUGGUGUCACAGUCUCAUCCAGCGCCUGUGGACACAUGGACUUCGGACUCUAAAAUCUCUAAGAAAAAGAGAACCAGGCCGGUUCUUUCCUUACAUUGUCCUGUCUCCACUCAGGUCAUAUCUUCUAUAAAAUUUGCAAGCUUCGGUACACCAAAAGGCACUUGCGGUAGCUUCACCCAUGGCCAUUGCAACAGCUCGCGCUCUCUCUCACUUGUUCAAAAGGCAUGUAUUGGUUUGAGGAGUUGCAAUCUUGAAGUCUCGACUAGAGUCUUUGGAGAACCUUGUCGUGGCGUUGUGAAGAGCUUAGCUGUUGAAGCUUCUUGUUCAUGAUCUCCCUAGUUCUUUACCUCCCGCAGAUUUGAUAUUAAUGAAGUUUGUAAUUGUUGAAAAUAAAGCAAAUGAAAUGGAUAAUAAUAUAGCUUUUAUUAUAUGGUCUUUGAAUCCAAUAUUUGUAGAUUCUUACACCAAACAAAAGGUUUAUAGUUUAUACAGUACUACUAGGUUUGAUCCCGCGGUGUUUUCAAUAUAUUUUCUUAUUUUUUUUA
Molecule: messenger RNA, 3043 nt
Organism: Camelina sativa (false flax)
Lineage: Eukaryota; Viridiplantae; Streptophyta; Magnoliopsida; Brassicales; Brassicaceae
Product: beta-galactosidase 8
Biological process (GO): carbohydrate metabolic process
Molecular function (GO): carbohydrate binding; hydrolase activity, hydrolyzing O-glycosyl compounds
Source: RefSeq, a predicted model, not a curated record